Messenger RNA from Capronia coronata CBS 617.96, 2793 nucleotides. RefSeq lists its product as uncharacterized. The transcript has 2 exons. Gene Ontology annotation, biological process: DNA-templated transcription; regulation of DNA-templated transcription. The record is from RefSeq and is a predicted model, not a curated record. Gene Ontology annotation, molecular function: DNA-binding transcription factor activity, RNA polymerase II-specific; zinc ion binding; DNA binding. Bases 1 to 2793 code for a protein of 930 amino acids. Gene Ontology annotation, cellular component: nucleus. NCBI's taxonomy places the organism in Eukaryota, Fungi, Ascomycota, Eurotiomycetes, Chaetothyriales, Herpotrichiellaceae.
AUGGCCGAGUUCGAAUCAUUGACACAUAGAUUCCGGGCCAAUCUCUACAGUCUCCAACCCGGCGCCAACAAAGUCGGCAAACGGAACCGACAACCUCUCUCAUGUGCCUACUGUCGAAGCAAAAAGCUCAAAUGCGACAGAGGCCAUCCGUGCGAUACGUGUGUCAAAAGGGCGGAUCCAGACAAUUGCAUAUAUGGCAGAAAUGACCCGGUCCCCGCAGCAGCCAGACCUGAAGCCAGUAACGGCAGCGCCUUCAACAGCAACAGCAACACUGUUAGUACGCACAGUCGUGGGGUGGCCCAGAGAAGGUUGCAGCAUCUCGAGCAAUUGGUGAUGCGCAUGGUCAACAGCAGCUCUCCAGCUUCUUCAUCAACCACAUCCUCGGACAAACCCAACGGCGCAGCUAUCCUUUCCGACUCUGUCGAUUCAAGUAUCGCGAAGGAAGGACAUCUACAGGUUGGAUCAUCCGAGUCGAGGUACGUCGGGCCAACGCAUUGGUCGGCCAUCCUGGAGAACAUCCAGGAGCUUAAGACCGCUCUAGGCGUCGACCACGCUUCCAGCACGGAGCUGGACGAGUCGGAGGACCCAGAGGCGCCAGACUCGGAAGACUUGUUUGGCUCGACAGGCAGGCUUUCGCUUGCGCAGAUCCUAGCCCACGCACUCCCAACCCGACUCGAGCUCGAUCGGCGGUUGUCGACAUACUUCAAAACACAAUACAUGGUCACCCCGCUCAUCCACAAGCCACAGUUUCAACGACAAUACGAGCAGUUUUGGCAGACACCACUCGAGACGUCACCGCACUGGCUAUCGAUCCUCUUCUCCAUCUGCUGCAUAUCCGCCAUCGUCGAUGAAGCUGUAGGCUCGCCAGGGUCGACACCCGGAGACCAGCGUAGCAUGCGCACAACAUUCCUGAACGCUGCCGGCCAUUGCAUCCAACUCGGCGGCUACGUGCUGCCCAAACGCUAUGCGGUCGAGGCGCUGGUUCUCUAUGCACAGUGCAGAUAUAGAACUACAAUGGAUCCGUCGCGAGAAGUCGGCACCGUCCUCGCCAUCCUGGUACGUCUGGCCUACCGCAGCGGAUACCAUCGGGAUCCUUCACACUUUCCCCACUUCAGCGCAUUCGAAGGCGAGAUGCGCCGGCGCGCGUGGUCCUCGUGUCAACAGAUGGAUAUGAUGGUGUCAUUCCAGCUGGGACUUCCGAAUCUGAUCCCCCCUGACAGCUGGGACACGCGGCCGCCGCGAAACUUAGUCGACACCGACUUCGACGAACAUACCACGGUGCUCCCGCCUUCCCGGUCGGAAGAGGAGCCUACGCCGCUCGUCUAUUUCAUCGCCAAGUCCCGGCUCAUGACGGCGUUCAGCAAGAUCUGCGCCCAUGCGCUCUCGUUCCGCGUUUACACGGAGCAAGACAUCAUGGCCUUGGACGCCGAAAUGCGCGCCGCCCAUGCGACGAUGCCGAAUGUCCUGCGCAUCAGACCGAUGGCGAGAUCGUUCGCCGACCCGCCGUAUCUGAUCAUGUUGCGCCUGAACUGCGAGUUCCUGUAUCAGAAAUCCCUGUGUGUCCUGCAUCGCAAAUACAUGACGCAGGAUAUAGACAGAUAUCCGGCCAGCACGCAAGCUUGUCUAGAUGCGGCCGCCGCCAUCACCAGACAUAUGCUCGACAUCCACAAAGAGCUCCAGCCAGGAGGUCAGCUGUACAGUGACCGCUGGAUGUUGAGCAGCUUCACCAUGAACGAUUUCUACCUCGCCUGCAUGGUGCUGUGUCUGGGGUUGUCCAUGUGGAAGAAGGCCAAUCCGGGUAAAAGCCUCAACCAGGACGACAGGAUGGGCAGUUUGUUUGAGUUGCUCAGAGCGUCCUUUGCCAUCUGCGAGGAACGCAGUCCGACCAGCAACGAGGCCAGACGUGUGACUGGCGUGUUGAGAGUUAUCUUGGGCCAAACGGCGUUGGGGUCGACGACGACCACAGCCUUCUAUCAACACCAAGUUCAACAAGAGGCUCAGCAGAAGGGCCAGUCCACCACAACAACGCGACCUUUCCUGUCCAACCCGUUUCUUCUCCCGCCAUCGCACAUCGAUGGAUCGGCAGGUUUCCCACCAUUCUACGAUUUCAAUCUGGCACCAUUGAGCGUGAACGAGCAGCACGUGUCGGGUGCUACUUCUUCUUCAAGAACGCAGGACACGAGCCGAACACAGAGGCCGCUCCAGCCUGGUGAUGGUGAUGGCGUUGAUUGUGCUCCUGGGUUUGGUCCUCACACAGACAACAGGAACAGACCACCUCUCUUCAACAGCCACCACCCCAGCCCCAGCCCCAGCACAAACCCAGGGCCCAAUAUCAGUCGGCUUCUCAGUCCGACCAUCUUGAAUUCUUUCAUUCCCUUCUCACCGACCAGCAUCUAUGAAAGCACAGGUCCGCGCGCAAACCCCAUACAACAAAACUCGGCAUUGUCAGGGAACCAUGGCUCGACUCCCAACGUGGACCUCAGUGCCGGUCCAGACAUACCCAACACCAACACAAGCUCAAGCAUAAGUCCCGACGUCGACAUGGAAAUGAACCCAAACCCGGACUUCGCCUCCGAUUUUCCCCCGUUCGCCGAUAUAGACUGGACAGUUUACGACCAGUGGAUGGCCAUUCCCUCCACUGACUCGACAAUGCCCCUGUCAGACGGCAACUUGCCGUUUGGAAGCCUUUCAAUACCGGUUUCUCCGAGGCCUGCGCCAACGCCUAGCAUGAAUGGUGCCACCAACAACGUUGACCUAGGUGAGCGCAUGCCAAAACAAGAAAUGCAGGUCUAG